AUGCCCUGGACUUUAUGGUCAGCCAUUUCCAGAGUGCUAGGUGAUUGGGUAUGGCGCCCUGAGGAGGCGCAGGCGUGCAACGCCACGACUCUGGGGACGGCAGAAACGAGCGCUAACACCCGCGACGUGCAACCGGCACGCCGAGAGGCGGCUGUGUUCCCGCAGCUCCGUGUUCGUGAAGCGCCAGCGUCGACUUGUGUGGUUGAAAACGCCUGGCGGUCACUAGACACAGAGUACGUACCAAACACGUGUCUAUUUGGAGCGUUGAGCGCAAGUGGUGCCGAAGAUGCGCGGUUUUCGGCGGUCGGACGGUCAGAGGCCGCAGCGCUAUUAUGUACAGGUUCGGCAUAUGGGGAUAAUCGAGUGCUCAAGCCAGAUGAAACGAAAGAUUCAAUAGAGGGCGAUAAUCAUGAGAGUUCGAAAAGGUUUGCAGUGCCUGCGCGGAUCCCGGUCUCUAGCGUGUUCGCUGUGCACUCUCGGCGGCCAGGUCUUGGUGCAAAUUCGACGGACGACGUUGGCUAUCGAGAUAUGAGCGCCGAAACUCUUGUUCAUGAGAACUUGUCCCGAUCGAGGCGGAGAGAGUCUGCGGCAGAGCGCGAGCGCUUGUUGCGACGACUUGCAAGACUUGAGUCCAGCGUGCCGCCCGCCGUGUCGUAUGCUCGUGAACCGGCGUUCCGGACCGAAACUACUACCGCGGCAUCCAGGACGAGCUCGCCAGCGGUGCUCCGACAAGAAUACCCCGAUGCUCGUUCCCGAGACGUAGACAGAGUCUCUCCAGACACUAGCCUCGUUCGACUGCGCGCUAGUGCAGCGCUGCUCAGUUCCUACCUGGACUACACCAGGCGCCUGGGGACGCAAAAGCAUGAUGAGCGGAGCCGAAGCGAGGCGCAGGCGCACACGCAGUCACCGGAGAGCGAGGCGCAAGUGGUGGAAAUUAUCGACAUCUCCGACGAUGAAUCCACGGUUGAUGAACGUGAUCUCGCUGCUGCUGCUGCUACUGCUGCUGCUGCGCAUGAGCGCUGGAAUACCUCAGCGGAUCCGUCGCGACGAAUGCACGUUAUGAUUCCUGAUAAGGGCAACAAAGCGCUCCAUCGAACUGAAUCCGAAAAUCUCAUAGCAGGGCCAGUUCGUGCGGAAAUCAUCUCCACCUUGCAAAAGUGCUCGAGUUUGACGAGCCCGGUAACUGACGUGGCCCAUCGGGUUCUGGAGAUCGCCUGGAACUCGGGGCUCGAUGUGCGCGAGCCUCUUGUGUCUCAUGAGGGCUUCAAACUGACUCGAAGUGAUCUCCUCCGCUUACGCCCUGGAGGAUGGCUGAACGACGCGAUUCUGAACGCAUAUUGUCAGGGUUUGCUCAUGGAGCGCCAGACCCGAGAAGGCACGCGUCGCCAGUGGCCUCGCUGUGCCAUAUUCUCGACUUUCUUCUACACUCGUCUGUGCAACAGCGAUCGCCUCGGCGAUGCAUAUGAUUACAAUGGCGUUCGUCGGUGGACUCGAAGUGUGAACGUUUUCGAACUUGAUCGCGUUUUGGUGCCGAUUAACUUGAGCAAUACACAUUGGACACUCGCGCUCAUUGAGCCACAUAGCCGCAAGCUGACCUACUAUGACAGCAUGGGCGGUACCGGUAAGGGUGUCCUACAGACGCUUCGCCGGUGGCUCUGCGACGAGGCCAUGGACAAGCUGCAGCUACGCAUUGACGAGCAGGCUUGGACGCUCACUGUGCCUAAAUCGGUGCCGUUGCAGACGAAUGGAAAUGACUGUGGCGUAUUCGUGGCUGCAUUUGCAGAACAUCUAACGCGCACUGCACCAGUGGCUUUCUCGGCGUCAAUGAUCCCCCAUUUCCGCAUGCGGAUGUGCGUUGAGAUUUUAUGUGGUUACGUACCACCAUAG
This is a messenger RNA of Cyanidioschyzon merolae strain 10D, 1887 nucleotides long. Its product is annotated as similar to SUMO-1-specific protease. Gene Ontology annotation, biological process: protein desumoylation. The coding region runs from base 1 to 1887 and encodes 628 amino acids. Gene Ontology annotation, molecular function: deSUMOylase activity. Gene Ontology annotation, cellular component: nucleus. The record is from RefSeq and is a predicted model, not a curated record. NCBI's taxonomy places the organism in Eukaryota, Rhodophyta, Bangiophyceae, Cyanidiales, Cyanidiaceae. The transcript has a single exon.